Messenger RNA from Plutella xylostella (diamondback moth), 2477 nucleotides. It is a transcript of the gene DEF8, whose product is annotated as differentially expressed in FDCP 8 homolog. The record is from RefSeq and is a predicted model, not a curated record. Lineage: Eukaryota; Metazoa; Arthropoda; Insecta; Lepidoptera; Plutellidae.
CACACAAAACAAAACGACAAAGAAAAGUCAAAGCAAAAAUGACGUCGAAAUAGCAAAACUCCCAAUUAUUAUCACCAAAACAAAGGAUUUCCUUCUCAGAUUAUAUUAUUUGCUCUACAAUCACGCCACACGUCUCCUCUUAUCUAUUAAUGUGCGUGAACGUAACCCGCAUUCAAUAACUGACUCAUGUGUUGUGAUCGUUGUGAUAUCAACUCGACGUAUUGUUUUGUCUGGCCUCGAAAUUGCAAGAGACGUGAAUUUUAACAACCAUGGCUGCUGCGUUAGCUAAUGACUCGCCCAAAUAUCGCAACAGCCUCAUCUGUUGCAGCCCUAGAAGCGUGGACGUCGAGUCAAAGAGUCCUUCCUCGUCUUCCACAUCUGGUUGUGUUUCUGCGGACGAUAGCUACGACUCCAACUGCAUACCAAAGUCCAUAGCUAACAAGAAACUCAAGAUCCAUAGUUCAGCUACGCGAGAGGAGCUAGAAAAAGCGAUAACACAAAGCAAAGAGUUGAUUCUUAGCAGUGCCCAGUGUUCUGAUGAAAGGAAAUGGCUUGUGAGGUAUUUAGUUGAGCUGAGGCUGCGGUUGGAAGAUUUGAAGGAGAAUGAUGGACAGCCGAGGCUUGGCGUCUCCAUCAAGGGACAUCACUUCAAGCAGCAGAUUGCCCCGGCUAAUAGAAAGCAGUACUGUGAUCACUGCAGUGGAGUAAUAUGGAGCAUUGUCCAGGGAUCUUACAUUUGUGAUAACUGUGACUACUUGUGCCAUUACAAGUGUGUAGACCACAUAUGCAGGGUCUGCGCUCAUGUUGUCAUGACGGAAAAAGGCCAGUUUGAAAUGAGUAUUUGUCCCGAGAAAGGAUUAGCGGCACAGGAUUACAAGUGUGCAGAGUGUCAUACUGCUUUGACGUUUAAGGACUCCUGGAAUGAGCCUCGAUUGUGUGACUACACUGGGCUGUAUUUCUGUGCCACAUGCCACUGGAAUGACAUGUCAGCCAUACCGGCUAGAGUGAUACACAACUGGGAUUGGGAGAAGCGGUAUAUAUCGCGGCUAGCAUAUCAAAUGCUGACUCUAUCCUGGGACCGACCAUACAUUGACGUUGAGAGUAUAAACUCCAAGUUAUUUAACUUCAUAGCCGAGCUGGAAUGGGUCCACAAGAUGCGGAAGGGUCUAGAAUGGAUGCGGAGGUACCUCUGUGCUUGCAGUAGUGGCACCAGUCUGCUGUCCCCAUUAUUUGUUCAACUGGGUGAUGUGAAUAAGAAGUACAGUAUGUCUCACCUGCAGGCUAUCAAUGAUGGAACAUUGGAGACGCAGCUGACGGAAUUAACAGAAGUGUGCCGCAGUCACAUCACCGGCUGUGCUUUGUGCUCUGGGAAGGGUUAUUUGUGUGAAGUCUGUGGCAAUAAUGAGGUUUUAUAUCCUUUUGACAGCGGGGCUAUUCUAUGUAACGAAUGCAACUCCAUGUACCAUAGGGGUUGUUGGCUCAGGAAAGGCCAGAUAUGUUUAAAGUGCCAACGCUUGCAAGAGAGAAAGCAGAAUGCCCCGUCCGAAGACCAACCUGAUACUCAGGUGGAGUGUGAAUAUGACAUAGACAAAUUUGUUGAAUGAUUUUGUUAAUUUUGUGAUUGUUUAAUUAGCUUUAUAAUUUGACCUAAUAAUCUAUUAACUUGACAUAAAUAUUUCUGAUUCAAUACUGAAUACUGACCAAUGUUUAAUAUUUUAUUUUAUUUUAUCCUAUAGGUACUUUAUAGUUCUUGUUGCCAUAUUAUAUCAUUAUUGAUUCUUAUUUCACAACUGUUUCAUUACAAAUUUUAAUUAUUCUUGAAUAUUAAGUGUUUUGCAAAAAUGUGGACACAGUUGGAUUAUUAUUUCAAUUCUAAUGUAUUUACAUUCAUUAAAAAGGAAACAGUAUUUUUAACAACUGUACAAACUAAUCAAUACAUAACUUUCAUAAUUUACUAGCAAAGCUUAGGUAUGUUUCAAACUUUAGCCAGAAUUCUAACAGCUUAGCUUAAUCAAUGUCUUGUAAAUGAUCACAUUUAAUGGUGCUGUUACAUAGACCAUAUUUUAUGAAUAACAUAGCAAUAUAAAUAGCCUGAAAUUUAAGAAAAGGAAAGCUUUAAAGAUAAAAUAGACAGAAUUGAUUUAAUUAUGUAAAUAAAUUAUGUAUAAUAUAAGUGCUAUGUGUCAAAAGCUGUAUUUAUAAUGAAAAUUUUAAACAUUGAGUAGAAAGAAGCAAAUGUUUUGGAAUCUCACUUUUUUUAACUCUAGCUGACCAUACCAGUAAAUAGUUAUUUUUUAUAUGAUUUGACAACAAUAGCUAGAAAAUAGACACAAAGGUAACUCUUAAAUAAUUGUUAUUAUUAAAAGUACAGGUUUUGAUAGUAUGUUGAGCAUGUAAACAGCUGGCUUGUAUAUUGUGGAAUGAGCAAAUAUGUUGUUGGCAUUAUAUUUUGAAAUAAAUGUGAUAUUAUUCCAUUA